Colletotrichum spaethianum is the source of this 1593-nucleotide messenger RNA. RefSeq names its product carboxylesterase patB. The transcript has 4 exons. Bases 1 to 1593 code for a protein of 530 amino acids. NCBI's taxonomy places the organism in Eukaryota, Fungi, Ascomycota, Sordariomycetes, Glomerellales, Glomerellaceae. The record is from RefSeq and is a predicted model, not a curated record.
AUGCCGUUCAUGACCUCAAGGACACUCGCCGCGGUGCUCACCGCGCUCGCCGUGACUUGCGGCGUAUCCGGCGCUGCCGUCCAGGCACGCCAGGAGCAGCAGGCGACGCAUCUCGUCGCGGACCUCGACUAUGGCAGCUUCCAGGGCGCUUACUCCCAGCAGUACAACAUCUCGUACUGGCAAAAGAUCCCGUACGCCGCACCGCCCGUGGGCGAGAACCGUUUCCGAGGGCCCCAGCCCCCAGCGGCUGUGGAGGGCGGCAUGUAUGACUCUAGUCAACCGUUUGAUAUGUGCCCUCAGCGUACAGUGAACGGUUCCGAAGACUGCCUGUACCUCGGCCUCUACUCCCGCCCCUGGGCCAAAGACCAGCCUCUGAAGCCUGUUGUUGUUACCUUCUAUGGUGGAGGCUUCAUCCAGGGCUCGGCCUACUUCAACAUUCCGCCCUCGGCGUACCCUAUCCUCAACGUUUCUAGCUCAUCCGAUAUGAUGUUCAUCUACCCCAAUUACCGCACCAACGCCUUCGGGCUCCUGCCCGGCAAGGAGAUCGCGGCCGACCCCAAUUCGGACUUGAACCCGGGUCUUCUGGACCAGGAGGCCGUGUUGAAGUGGACCAAGAAGUACGUCCAGCAGUUUGGCGGCAACCCCAACGAUGUGACGGUGUGGGGCCAGUCAGCGGGCGGCGGCAGCGUUCUGGCUCAAGCCCUUGGCAGGGGAGGGAAGCAGAAGCUGUUCCGGAAGGCGAUGGCGAGUAGCCCGUUCUGGCCCAAGACGUACAAGUACGACAGCCCCGAAGCGCAGGCUCUCUAUGACGAGCUUGCUGCCCGUACGGGAUGCGCCGGCCCCGAUAGCUUGGCUUGUCUUAAGAAGGCCGACGUUCAGGCCAUCCGAGACGCCAGUCUCAUCAUUUCAAGCUCCCAUGUGACGAACACUUCGUCCUUCACCUGGUCUCCCGUCAUUGAUGGGGACUUCUUGCAGGAGCCGCUGUCUUCAGCCGCCGCGGGAGGCAAGGUAAACAUGGAGCUGGCGUUCGCAAUGCACAACACACACGAAGGCGAGAACUUCUUGCCCGCUGGUCUCCAAGACGCGAAGGAUACGGGAUCGCCAUCCUUCAACUCCAGCGAGGCUUCGUUCGACAAGUGGUUGAGAGGGUUCCUUCCCGGCUUCGGCGACUGCGAGAUUGAAGGUGUGAAGAGGCUGUAUCCUACAGCUGGCACCACUGAGACGAUUUCGUACAACACGACCUAUGUGAGGGCAGGCCUCAUCUACCGGGACGUCGUCCUGUCGUGCCCGGCGUUUUGGUUUGCCGGUGCUGCGCCGAAGGGUGGAUGGCUCGGCGAAUACUCGCUUAACCCGUCCAAGCAUGCCAGCGAUACCGUUUGGUUCAGAAGUCGGAUCCCGCUCGUUAUCAAGGAUAUGCUGACUGGUGACCCAAAUGCCCUCAAAUUAUCGCCUUCAACGGCGGCGGGCGUACCAUACCUCAAGGACAACAAGGAAUGGGUGGUCGACACGGCAGGUUUCGCGACUGCUAGCCUGGAACAGCUGGAGAAGAGAUGUGGAUUUUGGAAGAAGACAGCGGCGAAGAUACCCAUGUGA